AUGGUCCGCCUCCUCGCCUUCGCCCUCGCCUCGCUCCUUCCCGCGUGCGUCACAGCGCAGCCGAUGCUCGGUGGCUGGCACAACACGACCAACAUUACCGAAGGUCUCGCGGAAACGUACUACUCGGCCGUCUCAUCGCCUACCAGCUACGCCGCCGACGCCACGCUCUUCGUGUGCGCAACCACCGUCACGAGCGUCUCCGCCCAGGUCGUGAGCGGCAUGAACUACAUCUUCCACGUCGAAGGCUGCGCCGUGCCCUCGGCCACCGACUCGGGCGCCGACUGCACGUGCCCGGCAGCGCCGACCGCCUACGACGUCGCUAUCUCCGACGCGCCGUGGAUGCAAGUUCUCAGCGUCACCAGCAUCACCCCCGUCUAG
Saprolegnia diclina VS20 is the source of this 378-nucleotide messenger RNA. RefSeq lists its product as hypothetical. The transcript has a single exon. The record is from RefSeq and is a predicted model, not a curated record. NCBI's taxonomy places the organism in Eukaryota, Oomycota, Saprolegniomycetes, Saprolegniales, Saprolegniaceae. Bases 1 to 378 code for a protein of 125 amino acids.